Messenger RNA from Alternaria postmessia, 1623 nucleotides. RefSeq lists its product as uncharacterized. Bases 1 to 1623 code for a protein of 540 amino acids. Lineage: Eukaryota; Fungi; Ascomycota; Dothideomycetes; Pleosporales; Pleosporaceae. Gene Ontology annotation, molecular function: carbohydrate:proton symporter activity. The transcript is spliced from 4 exons. Gene Ontology annotation, cellular component: membrane. The record is from RefSeq and is a predicted model, not a curated record. Gene Ontology annotation, biological process: transmembrane transport; carbohydrate transport.
AUGGCUACCCGUAGCAACUCGGUCGCCAGCCGGAGUGCCAAUAUCCAGCAGCGCGCCUCCCAGAUUGCUGGUCAAGUUGCGGCUGAACAAGGCUGGCUCGAAAGCAAGCUGAAGCCGAAGAAGAUUACAGCCAGAUACCCGAUCAAAGGAAAGGCCUUGUUGUUCGCAACAUGUGGCUUUGGUAGUCUUGGUGAUGCUUUGUUCGGUUACAACUCUGGCAUCAUGUCUGGCCUGUUGGUCAACCCGGUAUUCGUCAGACGCUUCUUCAGUGAUUAUGGUGGUGCAGAUGGUAGCACGGCAGCAGUCAACCCUUCUAUCACGGGAAUAUCCGUCGCUUGCCUGCAAGCUUCCGCCGCUGUGGGCGCUCUUAUUGCUGGACGUCUUGGUGACAUGAUCGGUCGCAAGAGGACUGUUCGUCUCGGUGGUCUGAUAUAUUUCUUCUCCGCCUUUAUCCAAAUCUUUGCUCCAGGCUUCGCAACUUUCGUCGUCGGGCGAACGAUCCAAGGCUUCGGAGUAGGCUUCCUCUCCAUGACAGUCCCCAUCAUCCAAACCGAAAUUGCGGCACCCCACGCUCGAGGCCUCAUGGUUGGCAUCGAAUACACAUGCCUAAUCGCUGGUUACAUGUUGUCUUGCUGGGUUGACUACGGCUUUCACUUCAUGCUUCCGGACAACAUGAGUUGGCAAGGCCCAUUCAUUAUCCAGAUCAUCCUGUCCUUCAUCCUGGUAGUCAUGUCGUUCUUCCUCCCGGAAACUCCAAGAUGGUUAGCCAACAACGGAUUCAUGCAAGAAAGCCUUCAGACAGUCGCAGAUCUUCACUCGAGCGGCGACACCGACGCUCCGCAUGUUCAAAAGACCUUCUUCGAAAUCCAGGAGGCCGUCGUUUACGAAGCUGAACUCGGCAAAGCCGGUUGGAUAGAAAUGUUCACUCGAUACCGUAAGCGCACCAUUGUCGGUGUCACCGUCCAGAUGUUUGCUCAGCUAAACGGUAUAAACAUCAUUUCGUUCUACCUACCUUCAACGCUCGCCAGUGCCGGCUUCUCCGAUGAGAGGUCUCUUCUCUAUACCGCUGCAAAUGCCAUCCCUUACACAGCAGCUACCGUCGUUACAUGGUGGCUAGCUGAUAGAUGGGGACGCAAGCCACUCCUCAUCCUCGGUGGUGUUUUGAUGGCCGCAUUACUCGGCGUCGUCUGUGCUUUCACGGAAGCCUCGAUGCCCAUCAUGACCCGAGCUAAUGGCCAGUACGCUUUUAUCAUGCUUUACAACAUCGUCUACGGAUUUACCUGGGGUCCAAUGCCGUGGUUGCUGCCUGCUGAGAUUUUCCCGCUCCGAGGCCGCAGCAAGGGUAUGGCGCUUGCUACUACGUCCAACUGGAUCUUCAACUUCAUCAUUGGCAUGGUUUCACCUGAUGCUUUUGCGGGUAUUGGUGGAUACUUCUACCUCGUUAUCGCGGGCUUCUGCCUCUUCUCAGCAGGCCUUGCUCACUUCUACUAUGUAGAGACGGCGAACCAUUCGCUGGAGGAGAUUGCGAUGGCAUUUGGAGACAAAGCCUUCGCUGAUGGAAACGAAGAGGUCAUGGAUACUGUCAAGGCUGAGGAUGAGAAGAUCCACAACAACAAGGUCUAG